AUGCAACCAAGAAAAAUUCGUUGGAUUAUUCAAAUCGAAGAAAAUCCAUGGCAAGGUGAAAGUGUCGAGGAGCAAAUUUCUAGUAUUAAAGAUGAGCGGGAAGAUGUACAAAAGAAAACGUUUGCAAAAUGGAUAAAUUCGCAAUUGCUUAAGAAUCAUCACGAGCCGAUUUCUGAUUUGUUCGUUGACUUACGAGAUGGCAAUCGGUUAUUGUCUCUGUUGGAAGUUCUCACGUCUAAAGUCUAUAAAAGAGAACGCGGUCGAAUGAGAGUUCAUCAUUUGAAUAAUGUCAAUAAAGCUUUGCAAAUUCUUGAACAAAAUAAUGUAAAACUCGUAAAUAUUAGCAGUAAUGAUAUAGUUGAUGGGAAUCCUAAGCUAACACUUGGAUUGGUAUGGAGUAUUAUUCUACACUGGCAGGUACAUUAUCAUCUGAAAGAUUUAAUGACAGAACUACAACAGACGAAUUUAGAGAAAACUCUUUUAGCAUGGUGUCGUCAAAAUUCACAGAAUUAUUCUGGAGUUGAUAUUAAAAACUUUACUACAUCUUGGUCAGAUGGUUUAGCAUUCAAUGCUAUUCUUCAUAAAUGGAAACCGCAUUUAUUUGAUUUUAAUAACAUAGCGCGUAAACAUCCCAAUGCUAGACUAGAUCAUGCAUUUCGUAUUGCUCAGGAACAAUUGGGCAUUGAACGUUUGUUGGAUCCAGAAGAUGUGAAUACAUCGGUGCCGGAUAAAAAAUCAAUAAUGAUGUACGUUAUGUGUCUUUUUCAAUCAUUACCUCAUUCUGGAGAUGAUAUAGGCGAAUUAGAUCUAUCAGUAGCAAGUGAUAGCAGCCCGGUUACGACUCCGGGAGCAGAGAAUACAUUAUCUUUUACAAAUUUUGGAACACCAACAUCACGACCGAUGAGUCUUGCAACAAACGUAUCGGUAGAACUUGGUGGUUAUCAAGUCGCUCUCGAGGAAGUUUUGACUUGGCUUUUGGAGGCAGAAGAUAAAUUAAAUCAUGCUCCAGAUCCUGGAUCUACUUUAGAAGUGUUAAAACAACAAUUUCACGAACAUGAAUCAUUUUUAGUAGAAUUGUCCGGUCAUCAAGAUGGUGUUGGUGCUGUAUUGGAGGAAGGUGCGAGAUUAUUAGCGGAAGGCGGUUUACAUAAGGAUGAAGAACACGAGGUUCGCGUUCAAAUGUCAUUAUUAAAUUCUCGAUGGGAAGGACUUCGAAUGCGUGCAAUGGAAAGACAAACUAAAAUUCAUGAGGUCCUUAUGCAAAUGCAACAAGGCCAGUUAGAUGCAUUACGACAAUGGUUAACAAGGACUGAAGAUAGAAUUUCGCGAAUGGCAGCUAUUGAAUUAAAUCAGUCUGCCUUAGAUGAACAACUGAAACAAUUGAAUGAAUUAGAGCAAGAUAUUGAGGCACAGCAGGGAGUUGUUGAUGGUAUGAGAAAUAUGGUAGUUGUUGUGGAUGAAGAAAAUUCUGAAGCAGUUUAUGCGCAAAUGGAAGAUCAAUUAUCCGCUCUCGGAGAGCGAUGGACCCACAUUUGUCAGUGGAAAGAAGAAAGGAGGCAACGUUUGCAGGCUCUUUCUUCGCUUUGGCAAAAUGUUAACGAUGACUAUAAAAGAUUAAUGUCAUGGUUGAAUGAAACUGAAAUUACUUUAAAACAAAUGGAAGCAAAUCCUGCUUCCGAAAUUGGUGAAGUGCUUGAAAGAAUUAAAAAAUUACAAAUAUUAAAAAUGGAUAUGGAUGAAAAUCAAAGAAAGUUAAUGUCCUUACAAGAAUCAAUUCAAGAACUGGAAGGACAAAAUACUUCACCAGAAUGUAUUAAUAUAUUAGAAAAAAUCGAAAAUUUGCAAGAUCGAUGGGAAGCAGUGGGACAAAUAAUGGAAGUGCAGACACAAAGGAUAACAAAUUCGGGAUUUGAAUUCGAUCUGAAGACUGAGAGGGAAACAACAGUAGUUACGGGCAAUGAAUGGAUGUCUGAAACAGUAACAAGUAUCGCUUAUAAAGAAGAAAUUACUGCAACUUCUACGCCUCACAGUGAUUCAAAGAAACGUCGCGUAGAUAAUACAAGUAGACAUGAAUUUGAAUCGGCAUUACAUAAUUUGUAUAAAUGGCUUGAUUAUGUUGAUUUAGAAAUUGGACGAUCGGAGGGAGUAUUUGACGAAUUAAGCAUCGAAGAAAAGAAAGUUGUUUACAAUGAUACAAUUGCUGAUAUAGAAGCACACAAAAAUGAUUAUGACAAAGUUUUAGAAUUGGGGAAGCAGCUUCUUGAAGAAUUAAAAAAUGCUAAUGAAUCGAUUGAAACAGAUGAAACAAAAAUUAAAGAUAUACAGAAUUGUUGGAUGGCAACUAAUAGUCGACUUGAAGAAAUAAGAAAUCGUAUAGAAUAUUUAGAAGAAGUAAAAAAAUUUCGAACAGAACUGGCUAGUUUGAAUUUAAUGUUAGAUAGCUAUUCUAAAUGGUUUGAUUCAAACAAAGGAAACAAUCAAGUGGAACCAUUUAGAGUGAAAUUAAAAUCAAUGAAAUCUCAUGAAGAGCGUAUAAAAAAAUUGUUAGAAAAAGCCAAAGAAUUACCAGAAAAUCAAACUAUGUAUUUGUUUGGUAGUAAUGAAACUAUCAAUUUAAAUGAAGAUAUACAAAUGUUUGUUUGUAACUGGGAAAAAUUGUAUAAAACAUUAUCUGAAAAAUUAACUGAAUUAAAUGAUGCUGUUGAUAAAACACCGCCGAAGAAAUAUACAGAUGCAGUUGCUAAUCUCACUUCUUUUAUUAAUAAUGUAGAAAGUAUGUUACUAUCAGAACAUAUAGUAAUGUCAGAUGAUAAGACGAUGACAGAACAAUUACGAAAAUUCAGCGAUUUGCAAAAUUCUUUGAAAGAACACCAAGAAGUUUAUAAUUAUGUAAAUAGUGUUGGACAUGAAUUAAUAAUGAAGACCAAUGGAGAUUCUCAGGGUCAAAGACUUAAAGAUGCAUUACAAGAUCUUAUUACUAAAUGGAGCGAUAUACCUAUAAUAUUAGAAGAACGUCAACAAAAUUUGCAAAAAGAUAUUCAGUCUUUAAAAAUAUUCAAUAACGAGCUUUCAGAGCUUGAAAAUUGGCUUGAAAAAUCAAGGCAAUAUUUAGAAGAAUUAUCAAAAGAUAAUGUCUCAAAUGAUAUUGAAAUUAUGGAACUUAGAUUAAAACAGAUUCAAUCUUUUUGUGAAGAUAUAAAUGAAAUGAAACCAAAAAUAGAAAAACUUCAAAUUUCUACAAAUAAAUUACUUGAAAAUUCUGAACCAAAAUUUGCAAAUGUGUUAAACAAUAAAUUAGAAGUUGUAUCGCAUAAGUGGAAUGCUAUCGUUGACGGUGCUAAAAGUUUAAAUGAUAAGUAUGAAGAUACAUUGAAAAAAAAUGAUGAAAUAAUAAAUGGAAUAGAAGAUUUUACAAAAUGGUUAUCAACUUUAGAAAAAGAAAUACCAAUUGAAACCAAAAUAACGUCUUCUGUUGAACUGUUUCAAGUUCGUGGCCGAUAUCAAUCAUUAAAAGAAAAGAUAGAUAAGCGAGUAGAGGAAUUUAGAAAUCUCAAUGAAAUGGGCAAUGAUAAAUUAUUAAGUUCUGAAGGAUCUUCAGUGCAAGAACUUGGUAGACGAUUUACAUUUUUAAAUGCUCGUUGGACGGAUGUUACAGAUCGUAUUUAUGAACGAUAUAGACAUUUACAAAAUGCUAGCCACGAAUAUGGUGAAUUCCGUGCUUUAGUUGCACAAGAAAGUGAUUGGUUGGAUAAAUUAGAUAAAAGGUUAAGAAGAUCAACAGAAAGAGCUGCAGAUGCUGAAGAAAUAUCAGAAGAACUUGAUGAUUUAGAAAAUUAUAUACGAAAUCAUCCAGAAUUAAGACUUGAAAAGAUACAAGAAAUAGGUAAACAAUUGAUUGAAAGUAACAUCAUGACUCAGUCCAUUCAAAUGGAUGUAGAGAAUUUAACAAGUCGUUGGGAAAGUUUAAAUAAUCAGGCAGGGCAGCGAGCAAAGCUGCUGGAAGGAUCAGUGAAGCAAGCACAACAAUCAGAAGGACGUAUUCUUGCCCUUCAGCAUUCCUUAACACAAAUAGAUUCUGUACUAACAGCACGUCUUGACUGCGACCUUACUGCUGAUGAUUUGCCUCAUGAUUAUCAGAAAUUAAUGGAAGAAAUGGAACAUCAACGAUCUACACUUCAAGAAAUGGCGUUACAAAUUGAAUCUUACAAAGCUUCUGGAAAACAAGAAGCAGCACUCAGAUUACAAGAACAACUAACUCUCAUUGAACAGAAAUUUUCCGAAGUUCAACAAAAAUUCCAACGUUUUCGAUGUCCAACGAAUUUAGAACCAAGAUUAUCCAGAGCUUUACGAGAGCUUAGAGGAAUAGAAGAAGCAACUUGUUUAUUAGAACUGUCAUCAGAAGAUCCAGAAGCUAUUGAAGGUCAACUUAAACAUUGUCUGCGUUUUUAUCAAACGUUAAGUGAAAUUAAAAGCGAGAUAGAAAAUAUUAUAAUAACUGGUAGGAAAUUAGUUGAAGAAAAAAGUGUCACUGAACCAGAGAAAUUUUCGCGACGAAUUGAUAUGUUAAAAGAAUUAUAUAAUAAGUUGGGUUUACAUAUAACUGAAUCAAAAGCAUGUUUGGAAACAGCACUGGAUUUAUCACGCGAUAUGUAUAAAAACAUGUCUUAUAUUAAUAUGUCUAUAGAUAGUAUUAAUAAAGAAUUAGAUAAUCAAAAAAAUAUGCCUGAUCUUCCAGUUAAUGCGAUAUAUGUACGAGAAACUUUGACAGAAGUAAUACCACGAUUAAACGUUGUAAAAGAUAAAUUGUUAAAUUCACAGGAUGAAUUUUCUAAACUUUGCGAUCCUAUGUAUUUAGAACAACUUAAAGAAAAAUUAUCAGAUAUUGUUAUUAGAUUAGCAAAUACUGAAAAGAGAUUAAGAUUAUGUAAUGCUUCAGAGGAAGAGCCUAAUGUUGAUGAAAUAAAAGCAUGGCUUUUACAAGUUGAAGAAAAACUAAAUAAAUUAGAUAGUGUUCCAGUUGAUCAAUUGACGGAAAAUCAUUUUGAACAAUGCAAAGCUGUUCAAAGCGAAAUGAUUGAAGCAAAACCAAAAGUCAAUCAACUACAACGUUAUACUUAUUACCCGAAAGUUUCAGAUGUUUGUAAGAAAUGGGAGGAUAUAUCUAAUAGAAUUCAAGAAUGGAUCCACAAAAUCACAGACAGUUUAUUAAUAAAAAGUAAGAUGGGAGAAACAAAGGGGAGAGACAAUUAUGGACGUACUAAAUUGUCUAGACAGGAUCAAACUUCGAUGCAACUAGCUAAAAAAGAAAAUAAAUUGAUAGAUGAGAAUGAGGAAAUAUAUGGCAUAGGAUAUCUUAAUCCCGCAUUUGAUGAAAGUCAAUGUAAUAUUAUUUGUACACCUGAAAGUUCACCAGUUGAUAUUGUUCAUCGAAGCCGGAAAUCUUCCGCAAAAUCUGAGAAAGUAAAAGCUAAAAUUGUAGAUGUUAGUAGAACUGUUAGACGAAAAUUAGACAUGAGCUCUAUACCCGAUGUUGUUCAGACUUCUCAACCACAAGUUGUUCAUAUUGACGACGAUUUAUCUUCUUUAUCUCCUGAUACAGAUGUAUACAUGGCCGAUGAAGAAUUUUUUUUGUCCAAAAAUAGUACAUUAUUUUCUCAAGUUUCUUCCAAUACAUUGACUACAACAGAAUCGAAACCAUUAAAUUAUAACACACAGAUGAAUCCUUUUCGUAUUGUAGAAGUGAAAGAAAUGGAAAUAAUAAAAUCAAUUGCAUCUCCUGAAAAUCACGUAAUAUUACCAAGUGCAAAUGUCUGUGCAGGAUUAAAGCCACAAGUUGUUGAAAGAGUAGAAAUUAUUGAAGAUACAGAAACUGAACCAGAAUCGGUAGAUACAGAUACAGAAGAUAAAGAAACUAGGAUAAAAGUUUGUAAAAAUGCAAUUAGUAAUGGAAAUCAAACUGUUAAUAAGAAAAGAGAACUUAUUCCUAUAUUGAAGAAGAAAAAAAUAAUAGAUUCAUACUCUGCAAAAAGUGUUAAAAAAUUAACUCUGAAAUUAGAUGUUGAGGAUACUUCAACUGAUAAUCAAAUUUCAAAUUAUAAACCACAAUUUUCAUGUAAAGUAAACAAAUUUGAAAAAAACUCCGCGUGGAAAGAUAAGGAUAGCAUAGCUGAAUAUCUUAUACUUGAAGAUAAUGAAAUAAAUACAAAAUUAAGCUCAAGAUGUCCUGCUGAUCUUGUUCUCACAUCAGAAAUUAGUUCUACAAAAAACAAAAAAGAGCUCAGUAAUGAUAAAGAAUUAACAUUUGAAAAAGAUACAAAUCUUUCAAAGUUACAUGGUAAUGAAAAUCAUAAUAAUAGUUAUGAAAGAAAUAUAAAAUUGAUGUUAUUUAGACGUGCUAGAAGUAUUUCAAAAGAUGAUACACUAGAGGAUUGUGAAAGCUUUUAUGGAAGCGAUAAAGAAACAGAUGAUGUUUAUUUUUCUGAUGAUACAGAAAUUGAUGUUGGAAGUUCCAGUUCAGAGGGAGAAGAUACAAAUUCAAAGGAGCAUAUUGAGCACCUCUUGGGCAAGAUACAGGCUGAAAAAUUAUCACAAGAAACACAACAUAAAAUAGAGACGAAGAUUUCUAGUGAUAAGAGACCUUUUAAAAUUUCAACUAGUUUAUCCAGAACAGGCUUAGAAAAAAGUAUUUUGGAAUUUGAACAAGCUGCACAACGGAUGUUACAUAGAAUGGAUGUCAUGUUGAUGAGUAUCAGUGGAAUCAGUAAUGAAAAAGAUCCAACUAAACGACUAGAAGUAUUAAAAGGAGAAGUUAGUACUCUUGCUCCAGAUGCAGCAGCUUUGAUUAGCAAAGGUGAUGGCCUAGUUAUGACAGUACAUAUAUCUGAUCCUGUUAGAGCUGAAAAGAUAAAAAAUGAACAUCAAGAUAAAUUAAGAAGCAAAUGGCAUCAAGUUAUGUCCGAAAUAGAAACAAGACGCACACAAGCACAAAGAGGAGAGGAAAUGUUAAGACAAUAUAAUGCCAUAAUAACAGAAUUUGAAGAUUGGUUUCGAGAUGUACCAUUAAAACUUGAACAAGUAAAUAAUUACGAGGGGCAAUUAGAAUCUUUUACUGUAGAAUUUGAUGCUAAACAAGAACAGAUUAAAAGAUUAAAUGAAUUAGCUGUUGAAUUGAAAAAAUUAAAUAUUGGAUAUACUGAAACUGUAAGAUAUAGCAUUAACAGUAGAUGGCAAGAAGUUAGUUCACAAUUUAAAAGAUUUAGCGGUAGUAAGGAUAAGGACAAACAUGUGACAGACAAAAAAGUUGAAGUGGAUGUUGGAGGAGUUGAUAUGCAAGAAUUUACUGCCAGAGUUAAUAAGAUUAGAGAAGCUGUUGUAACUGUGACGAGAUCUUUAAAUUCCGUACCAUUGAAUGGUGAUGAUUAUGAAAUUUUUUCAAAUCAAGAAGAAUGUUUAAAAAAAAUUAAUAACGCAUUAAAUAUUUUAAAACCAAGCAUUGAGGAAAUCAACACAAUUUUUGAAAAUGUUGCUUCGCAAUUAAGAAGAGAGCAAGGCGAACAAAUUAGACGUUUAAGUGAUAAAUUACGAGAUGAAUGGAUAAAUGUUAAUCAAAGUUAUGUUGAAAGAUAUAAUCGUUGGAAUAAAUGUUAUGAAAAAUGGAAAGAACUUUGCAACACAUGCCGGUCUUUUUCCGAUUGGUUAGAUAAAACGGAAGACUCGUUAAAAAAAUUAAAUUCUCUUGGCCAAUCUAAAAUGUCAAGAACAAAAAUAUUUGAAUUGGAACAAGAGAUUUCUAGGAUGCAAAGAAUUAUGAAUAAUAUUAACGUUUCAAGUGCUAGUAUUUUAACUCGUGCUAAAGCUGAAGAUAUGAUGGAAUUAAGAGAAAUGGUUGAAACCAUAAAACGACGUUGGCAAAAUAUUAUAACGGAUUUAAAUACGCGAAAAGAAAAGAAUUUUGCUAUGGAAAAGAAAGUGAACAAUGAAGGCAGAAUUUUAGAAAGUGCUCAUAAUAUAUUAGAGCAAAUCAAUUCUUUAUUGGUAUCAGUAGCAAAUCCUUCAGAUGAGACUUCUUUGUCAAUAAGAUUGUCAUUAAUUAAGGCUAGACAAGAAGAACUUUCUUCUCGCAAAAGAUCAUUACAGAAUUUAAUAAUAAAUCAAAAUGAUAUUCCUUUGGGAGAAGAUGAAUGUAAUAAAUUAAUUUCAGAUAUGGAUAAGGCUAAUAUAAGCCUUUCUAAUCACCGUGACUAUGUUGAGAAUAAACUUGUAUCUCUUAAAAAAUAUAUUUGUACAUUGGAUACUGUUAUGGCUUGGGUCAUGGAAACUAGAGCGAGAAUAAAUAUAUCCCGAGAAUUACCUCAACAAGAACGAGUCGAAAUUAUUAACAAUAUUAUGACCAAAGUUGAAGAUCGAGAAAUGGAAGUAAAGGAUGUAUUAGAAAAUUAUACUAAUUUAGAGAAAGAAUGCGAAUCUGCAAAACAACCUAUUUCCGUAGAAUUACAAGAAAAGCUAAAAAAAUUACGAGAAGAUUGGCAAUUUGUGAAAAACAACGGAGAAUUAUCAAGUUAUGAUGUUAAAACAGCAAUUGCUAUUGGAACGGCGUCAUCGGGGAUCGAAGUGGAAAAGGCUGCAGGAGCUGCACCGGGGGCAUCGGGUGCAAGUGCGGGGGGCCCUCGGGGGUUGACACCUUCCCCUGCCCCCUCAACACCCUCGACCCCCGUCACCACCACUAGUCCUUCGGUCUGCACAUCCUCGCCUUCGUCCUCGCCUUCGCCCUCCUCCUCACCCUCUGCUCUUGUAGCAGGCUUUGACAAAUCGGUGCUACAGAUACGCGACUGGCUAGCUGUGGAAGAAGAGAUGUUACGGAAACAAGCUGUGGUGGUCGGCGAUGUCGGCGAAAUUAUGGAGGCGCUCGAUAAACAAAUGGAUGUGCUACGAGAGCUGGGGCAGAAAAAGCCGCAGUUGGACGAGCUGGUGCACACGGCGGAAGCGCUUCGCGCGGACACGAAUAGACAGCAAGUGCACGGCAAAGGAGGCGAGAAGAUGCAACAACAACCGGCCGGCUCUUCUCCGUAUUCCUCGCACGGUUCUCCGCUGAGGACACCGAUGAGUUCCGGUCACGGAACCCCCCAGGACUCGCCCCACGCGGCCAGGCAUCGAAGGGACUCGGAACACUCGGCCGGCGUUGGAUCGAGGCGAGGCUCCUCGGACGUGGUCGUCGUCUCGCCUCUGCCCGACGCUCCCUCAGGAUCGCCCGAUACCCGACAACCCCGUCGACGAGCGGACUACAGCCCCCAUCAGGUUACGAAGCUGAGGGAGCAUUGGGACGAGAUGAACUCGAAAAUGAUGCAGAGGAAGACGGAGUUGGACGCGAUGCUCGGGGACAGCCAGCGAUACGAGGCGAAAAGGAACGAGGUGGAGGUCUGGUUGGCGCGAAUGGAAACUCGGCUGGAGAAAAUGCGGGCCGUCGGCCACACCGCCGACGUUCUCGAGGCGCAGCUCCGGGAACAAAAGUCGUUCCACGCCGAGCUCCACCAGUACAAGCAUCAGAUCGAGCAGUUCAAUCAGCUCACGCAGAAGCUGAUCGCCGUCUAUCAGGAGGACGACACGACCCGCGUGAAAAAGAUGACGGAGACCAUCAAUCAGAGAUACAACAACCUCAACACCAGCAUCAUCAAUCGAGGAAAACUGCUUCACUCCGCGAUGAACUCCCUCCACAACUUCGACCGGUCCCUGGACAAGUUCUUGGCUUGGUUGAGCGAAGCCGAGUCCUCGAUGGAGGGACUGGAGGCGGAGGCCGAUCGGCUAGGCGGGCGACGAGACCAGGGUGCGCUCAGACGACCGCAACAUCAGCUUAAGGUACGUAAGGCGGAGCGAUUCCCUUUUUACUCAUCUCGUCUAUCGGACCUCCAAUCGGAAAUCGAGACGCACCGAGACGUGUACACGUCGUUGAACGGCACAGGCCGGAAGCUGUUGAGCUCUUUGGCGAGCCAAGAUGACGCUGUUAUGCUGCAACGACGACUGGACGAGAUGAACCAGCGAUGGCAUCACUUGAAAGCGAAAAGUAUGGCAAUAAGAAACCGGUUGGAAAGCAAUACGGAACACUGGAACGCCCUUCUCUUGUCUUUGCGCGAGCUGAUCGAAUGGGUGAUCAGAAAAGACACCGAGCUCACCGGUUUGGGUCCUGUUUGCGGGGAUGUGGCCGCCUUGCAGAAACAAGAGGACGAUCAUCGCGGGUUCAGGAGGCAGCUCGAGGACAAACGACCGAUCGUCGAGAACAAUUUGCUGAGCGGACGGCAGUACAUCGCCAACGAGCCGCCCCUCUCCGACACGUCGGAUUCCGAAGCCGGUAGAGAAUUGGACGGCGAUUCGAGGGGCUACAGAAGCGCGGAGGAGCAGGCACGCGAAUUGACUCGAAGCAUUCGCCGGGAAGUGAACAAACUUUCAGAGCAGUGGAACGCCCUAAUCGAACGUAGCGAUGCGUGGAAGCGGAAACUCGACGACACCGCUAACAAAAUAUGCGUGUUCCAAAAGACGCUGGAGGAUCUUUCGUCGCGGAUGGCCGGCGCCGAGGCGAUCCAAAGCGGGUGGCAGAAUCCAAGCGACGCGAACGAGGCGACGGAAUUGCUGAAGCAAUUGGAGAAAUUCGGCGAACGACUGUUGCCCAUCCAGAGGAGCAUCGAGUACGCGAACGAUCAAGCGAGCGUCUUCGCCUCGAGCAGCGUCAUCGUUUCUCAUGCUUUGCUGGCGAAACUCGAAGAUCUCAACACCAGGUGGAAGGUGCUGCAAGUGGCGGUUGACGAGCGUUACAAGUUGCUAAGCGGAUUUGGAAAGGAUGGCAGCACUCCGGGUAGCCAGGCUUUCCUCGCGAGCAGCGUGGAACCACCAUGGGAGAGAGCCCUCACACCCGCCAAAGUGCCUUACUAUAUCAACCAUCAGUCGGAGACCACCCAUUGGGAUCAUCCGAAAAUGAUAGAGCUGAUGUCCUCGCUGGCGGACCUGAACGAAGUACGAUUUUCAGCGUACAGGACCGCCAUGAAACUGCGCACCGUUCAGAAACGAUUGUGCCUGGACAUGUUGAGCCUUUCCACCGCAUUAGAGCAGUUCGACUCGCACGGGCUCCGAGCGCAAAACGACAAACUAAUCGACAUUCCCGACAUGGUGACAGUCUUGACGUCCCUGUACGAAGUGAUAACGGCGGACAACCCGACGCAAGUGUCUGUCCCCUUGUGCAUCGAUUUGGCCAUCAAUUGGCUCCUCAACGUGUACGAUAGUCAACGAACCGGUCAGAUUCGCGUGCUUUCCUUCAAGGUUGGUUUGGUCCUGUUGUGCAAGGGUCAUUUGGAAGAAAAAUAUCGAUAUCUAUUCCGGCUGAUCGCUGAUCCGAACAGAUUGGUGGAUCAACGAAAGCUCGGUUUAUUGUUGCACGACUGCAUCCAAGUGCCGAGGCAGUUGGGAGAAGUGGCGGCGUUUGGCGGGUCGAACAUCGAGCCGAGCGUUCGCAGCUGCUUCGAGAAGGCUGGAAAAGACAAAAAUGAAAUAGAAGCGGUUCACUUUUUGAGCUGGCUGCAACAAGAGCCGCAGAGUAUGGUUUGGUUGCCUGUGCUUCAUAGACUCUCCGCCGCGGAGAGCGCAAAGCAUCAAGCGAAAUGUAACAUAUGCAAGGAGUAUCCCAUUAUUGGAUUCAGGUAUCGUUGCUUGAAAUGCUUCAAUUUCGACAUGUGCCAGAACUGUUUCUUCUCAGGCAGGAAAGCGAAGAACCACAAGUUGACGCAUCCGAUGCAGGAAUAUUGCACCGCGACCACAUCUGGCGAGGACGUGCGCGACUUUACGAGAGCGCUUCGGAAUAAAUUCAAGUCGAAGAGAUACUUCAAGAAGCAUCCAAGAGUCGGUUAUCUGCCGGUGCAGACCGUUUUGGAGGGAGACGCGUUGGAAAGCCCGGCGCCUUCGCCGCAACAUAGCUCCCUCAGCCAGGACAUGCACUCCCGACUGGAGAUGUACGCGUCCCGGUUGGCGGAAGUCGAGCUGUCGCGCACAAGAAGCAACUCGACACCGGACAGCGAUGACGAGCAUCAGCUGAUCGCCCAUUAUUGCCAGAGCUUGAACGGCGGGGACAAUGUAAACGUGCCAAGAAGCCCCGUGCAGGUGAUGGCAGCGAUCGAUGCCGAGCAAAGGGAGGAGCUUGAAGCGAUGAUACGCGAACUGGAGGAGGAGAACGCGACACUCCAAGCGGAAUACGAACGAUUGCGCUCGAAACAGACACCGGGCUCGACGCCCGAAGACGGCCAUGGCAACCGACAGCCCGACUGCGACAUGAUCGCCGAGGCGAAAUUGUUGAGACAGCACAAGGGAAGAUUAGAGGCGCGCAUGCAAAUACUAGAGGAUCAUAAUCGUCAACUGGAGGCUCAGUUGCAGAGACUCAGACAACUUUUGGACGAGCCAAAUGCUUCCUCGCCAUCGAAGACGGGCACAUUACAAACGCGAAGCGUUACAGCAUCUCAAUUGGCAACUGAUUCGCCUGCUAAAAUGAACGGACAUUAUCACGAUUCCCCAGGUGGUGGAGGUUCGAACGAGGGAAGAGUGAGCAGUUUAGAGAGGCCACCACCGCCACCGCAUUCUCACAGUGUUGCCCACAACGUGGGCAAUCUCUUGCACAUGGCAGGAGACUUAGGGAAAGCAGUCGGUGAACUGGUGACGGUGAUGACCAGUGAGGACUUGUCGAAAACUAACGGACAAAGGGCACCACCACCGGCUUUUAAAUAACGACUAUUAUCACGAUUCUAAUCGAGGAUAUUGCCUUGCGGAUAUCGACGGAAACGUCACGACAAGAAAAAAAAAAAAAAAAACGAGACCGACUCGAUUGAUCACGCACAUAUACAUAAUACACGCACGCGAGAUCCACGAACUUUUAAAUGUUUUAAAUCAAUGACCAAUGCAUGGCUCUAAACGCAUAUCAAAAGGGGGAAAAUAUCACGCAAAAAUGCAGGGUCAGGGUUAGCUGCCAUAGUGUGGUUUUGGGUAUUUUAUAAGUUUUGAUAUAUACAAUUGUAUAGCUAAAUUAUAUUGACUAAAACGAUUAUGGUUUGGCUUUGGCGGCGCCCUGAGUAACUUUAUUACAUAUUGACACGUCAUAUCAUUGAGAAAGAGUAAUCGUAUCGGAAAAAUAACGAGCAAGAAGAAAAAAAAUGAAUCAGUUGUUAUAUAUGCUUACUAGUUAAAGUAAAAAUAAAAAAAAAAAUAAAAAUUAUUAUAUGGAAGUGAUGAAAUAAAGAUGAAGAUGAAAUGUAACGAUUAUAAGAAAAUUACACGAACGGAAAAAACAUUAUCAUUAACAAUGCAUGCAAAAGCAAUGUAUUAAAUCACGUACUCUAUUCUAGAUCGUAGAUUACAUUUACAUACCCAUUCUGUUCACUGCCACGGGCUCUUCCUUGACAUUAAAUAACAUACACGUUGUACAUGUUAUGCGAUUUUAG
This is a messenger RNA of Apis florea (little honeybee), 13466 nucleotides long. Its product is annotated as dystrophin. The record is from RefSeq and is a predicted model, not a curated record. Lineage: Eukaryota; Metazoa; Arthropoda; Insecta; Hymenoptera; Apidae. Gene Ontology annotation, biological process: synaptic signaling. Gene Ontology annotation, molecular function: protein binding; zinc ion binding. Gene Ontology annotation, cellular component: plasma membrane.